Camelina sativa (false flax) is the source of this 786-nucleotide messenger RNA. Its product is annotated as RING-H2 finger protein ATL34. Gene Ontology annotation, biological process: protein ubiquitination. The record is from RefSeq and is a predicted model, not a curated record. Gene Ontology annotation, molecular function: transferase activity. NCBI's taxonomy places the organism in Eukaryota, Viridiplantae, Streptophyta, Magnoliopsida, Brassicales, Brassicaceae.
GUACGUAUUUAGAGGUCAACGUAUAACGAACUUGCCGUUGAAUACCGUCCAUGCAUUUUAAUAUCAAAUCACGAUCGUCCAUCUCAUCCAAGCUUACAGAGCAUAUAUACACACACACCACAUCCAGAGUCUGUGGUUCAUUCUUUAAUUACGUUCUUAUUAAAAAACUUCUACUUUUGUGCUGAAUGAUGUUGGCUCAAUCUGUGUUUAGAUUUAGCGAAUUCAUCACCGUUUCUAUUUUGGUUGCCUCCGUCUCUCUCUUCUUUACACGUCUCUUAUUAAGUUUUGCCGUUUUCCUCGUCACGCGUCCAUGGCGUCGCCACCGCACAUUCACGUUCCCCCGGUGGAGAACGGCGGCGAAAGAUCAUUCGUCUCCGCCCUACUGUGUUGUGUGUCUUCAAGAGGCAGAGGAAGGUGAGAAGAUGAGGCGAUUGACGAUUUGCCGUCACUGUUUCCACGCGGAUUGCAUAGAUACAUGGCUCGGUGUAAUGUCCAAGUGUCCGUUGUGUAGAGCUGAGAUACCGCCGUUACCGCCGGCGAAUCCUCUGCUCUCACUGUUUUUCCCGGCCGGUGUGAUCGAUUUGUUCACCAACAAAGAAUCUCGACACGUAGCGUAGCUUUAUAAUAAUUUCGGAUUCUAAGUUUUCUUAAUGCUCUGACCUGUCAAAGACUUAAAAUUUAGGUACUUGUUUGCUUUAAAAUUUUAGCUUAACUCCUUCAAUAUACGACAUAGAAUUUUAAAAUAAAAAUUGUUAAAACAAAACAAGUGUUUUACUAUGUGUUCAA